Molecule: messenger RNA, 1231 nt
Organism: Astrephomene gubernaculifera
Lineage: Eukaryota; Viridiplantae; Chlorophyta; Chlorophyceae; Chlamydomonadales; Astrephomenaceae
Source: the annotation of a GenBank genome assembly
CGGAGCGCACGUAACCACCAGCAACAGCAACAACCGCAGCAGCCGCAGCAGCAGCUGGAUGAUUUGAAAGGUCUGGUGCUGCUGGGCAGUGAGCUGCCGGUGUUGGAGGCGCUGGCGGAGCGGUUCGGGCAGCCGCGCUUCCGGGGCCGGCAGCUGCAGGAGGCGGUGCUGCGGGGGGCGCGGAGCGUGGAGGAGAUCACCACGAUCCCCCAGUCCUGGCGCUCCCAGCUGGCUGCUGCCGGGGUGCGCACGGGCCGGUCGCUGCUGCACCACAGCGCGGGGGACCCGGACGGCACACGCAAGUUCCUGCUGCAGCUUCACGACGGCCGCAUCGUGGAGACGGUGGGCAUUCCCGCGGAGGGGCGCCUCACGGUGUGCGUGUCGUCGCAGGUUGGCUGCCCCAUGCGCUGUACCUUCUGCGCCACCGGCAAGGGCGGCUUCGCGCGCCACCUGGCCCCUCACGAGAUCGCGGACCAGGUGAUGAGCGUGCAGGAGGCGUACGGGCGCAGGGUCAGCAACGUGGUGUUCAUGGGUAUGGGCGAGCCGCUGCUGAACCUGCCCUCCGUGCUGUCCGCCUACCACCUGCUCAACCAGCAACUGGGAAUAGGGGGGCCAUUCAUCACCAUCUCCACAGUGGGUGUCCCCAACGCCAUCGCCCGCCUGGCUAAAGCCCCCUGCAAGGCCACGCUGGCGGUGUCGCUGCACGCGCCCAACCAGGAGCUGCGGGCCGCUAUCAUCCCCUCCGCGCGCGCAUACCCGCUGGAGGCGCUCAUGGCGGACUGCGCGGGAUUCUACAGGCGCACCGGCCGCCGCAUCACCUUCGAGUACACCCUGCUGGCUGGUGUCAACGACAGCGACUCACACGCCGCGGAGCUGGUGGCCCUGCUGCGCCGCUUCGAUCUGGCCUUGUCGCAUGUCAACAUCAUACCCUGGAACCCCGUGGACGACAGCCCCUACAGCCGCCCCAGUCGCAACCGCGUGUUUGCGUUCAAGCGGGCGGUGGAGGCGGGGGGGCUGGGCGUGACGGUGCGGGAGACGCGCGGGCUGGAGGCGGCGGCUGCGUGUGGGCAGCUGCGGAACAGUUUCCAGAAGCAGCCGCUGCCGGAGUUUGAGGUGCCACGAUGAUGAGGAGGGAGGGAAAGGAUAAGGAAAGUGAGGGGAGCUGUGUGUGGCGAGGGGGCUUUACCAUGGGUUGCUACGUUGGGUACGACCCAUCCCACCCCAUCCGGUG